CUUUCCUGUUGCUCGCCAGUUAUCACUUACCACUCUCCCUUUUCUCCCCGUUCUCCCCUGUAUGCUCUACUCUCACAGCUGAAAGAAACCCAUCUCGUCUCAUUUCCCACAAUCAGGAAACGAGAAGCGAGGAAAUCUUCUGACUAGAAGAGGAUGGGUACAUUAGGAAAGGCGAUCUACACUGUUGGAUUCUGGAUUCGAGAGACUGGUCAAGCCCUUGAUCGUCUCGGCUGCCGCCUGCAAGGCAACUAUUACUUCCAGGAACAACUGUCUAGACAUCGAACGCUUAUGAACAUUUUUGAUAAAGCUCCUGUUGUUGAUAAAGACACAUUUGUGGCUCCAAGUGCAUCCAUCAUUGGGGAUGUUCAGGUGGGGCGAGGGUCCUCAAUUUGGUAUGGCUGUGUUUUGAGAGGAGAUGUGAACAGCAUCAGUGUCGGGUCAGGAACUAAUAUACAAGACAACUCCCUUGUGCAUGUUGCAAAAUCUAAUCUAAGUGGGAAAGUCUUACCAACUAUUAUUGGAGACAAUGUUACUGUAGGUCACAGUGCUGUCCUUCAUGGCUGUACUGUUGAGGAUGAGGCAUUUGUUGGUAUGGGAGCAACUCUGCUUGAUGGUGUGGUAGUUGAAAAACAUGCUAUGGUCGCUGCUGGAGCCCUUGUGAGGCAGAAUACCAGGAUUCCAUGUGGAGAGAUAUGGGGAGGUAAUCCAGCAAAGUUUCUGAGGAAGCUUACGGAAGAAGAGAUAGCAUUUAUUUCUCAGUCAGCUAUCAAUUAUUCCAAUUUAGCCCAGGCCCAUGCAGCUGAGAAUGCAAAGACCUUUGACGAGAUUGAGUUGGAAAAAGUGCUUCGUAAGAAAUUUGCUCGCCGAGAUGAGGAGUAUGAUUCAAUGCUUGGUGUUGUCCGUGAAGUCCCUCCACAGCUUAUCCUUCCUGACAGUAUCCUUCCUAAAGAAUCAACAAAGGCUUCAUAAAAGUUAGGUUGUCCUAAGAUAGGUAAUCUUCCUUUUGAGAUUUUAGCAUCAAGGAUAUUUGUUGUAAUGUGCUGAUUUAUGUAGAUUAGGUUCGCUCUUCUCCAAUAAUUUUUUGGGACCCAUCCAUGUCAAGGAUCAAUUUGGGGCUAUACACUCUUGUUUCAUGGAAUCCUGUUUCCUGAUUCCAGAGAACGUAAUGCUACAUUGCAACAAGUACUUUGAUGUUAUUUUCGCUUUAACUAAGACCAAGUUAUCAAUUUUUUUGUACCUCUUUUUCAGAUCAGAGCUUUCAUUGAUCUGUUCUUUAUUUUGGGAUGGUUUGGAUUAUGAUGGAAAUAAUUAAAUUCUCCAUGAAACUUCA
Messenger RNA from Nelumbo nucifera (sacred lotus), 1330 nucleotides. RefSeq names its product gamma carbonic anhydrase 1, mitochondrial. The record is from RefSeq and is a predicted model, not a curated record. NCBI's taxonomy places the organism in Eukaryota, Viridiplantae, Streptophyta, Magnoliopsida, Proteales, Nelumbonaceae.